Molecule: messenger RNA, 252 nt
Organism: Aspergillus fijiensis CBS 313.89
Lineage: Eukaryota; Fungi; Ascomycota; Eurotiomycetes; Eurotiales; Aspergillaceae
Exons: 2
Coding region: 1-252 (83 amino acids)
Source: RefSeq, a predicted model, not a curated record
AUGGCCGACAAGUACAAGCCCUCUGAGCACGGUGGUCUCCGCGAGGACGGCCAGCCCGACAAGCGCACCCAGCAGUCCCAGUUCGCCUACGGCAAGGUUGACCCCCACAAGGCCGGCCAGGAGGGUGGCUCCAUCGGCGGCCAGGCCACCGGCAGCCACAGCGGUGGCAGCGCCAAGGGCGAGUUCGCACACGGCAAGGUCGACCCUCAUGAGGCCGGCCGCAAGGGCGGCCAGACUCUCGGUGAUGAGUAA